AUUGAGCUCAAUUGAAAGCCUUCUUUGCUGAAAACCAACACAAGAAAACCCUAAUUCUUUCGCAUUUGAAGAGGAAAAAAUUCGAACAAACCAAAAAAUAAAAAAGCGGACAGCCACUUAGAGGAGGAGGAUAGGGACUUCUUCGUUUUUUUCCUCUCAACCACCGCCCCCUACAAUUUCCUUACCAUUCUCCCCGAUCUCAUCAUCGCCACCGACCGACCAACCUUCAUCACCGAUUACUUCACCUUCACCUCCUCUUGAUUUUUCUGUUUAUGGGAGGAAGAGAGAAACGAUAUCCUGCAAUUUGUCGGCAGUUUUCCGGUCUUCUCCCCCGGCGAUUUUCCAGCGAUUUGUUUGUAGAUCUGCUCGCGGCCAGGGAAGCGGAAGCGGGCUUUUCGGUUAUUUUUGAAGAGGGCUUCUUCGACGGGAUUUUUGGGGCUUGCCAGAGGUGAAAGAUAGUUUCUGGCGACUUUGCCGGCGAUUUUCGAUCAUCUUAGGUAAUUUCUAGCUCAUAGGAGCUUGAGAACGAGAUUUAGGUUGAUGAUCUAGGGACUAUCCCGCGGUUGGGGUGCCCUGGAUCUGAAACCAGAUCUGUUUUCUCAAUCUCUGCCCUUUUUGUGAAUCUGGUUAAUGUUCUGUAGGUUAAAUUCGUAAGAACUGAUAGUUGAUGAUGAAUAAGGAUUGUUUUUACAAGUGAUGUUAUGUUUUAUUGCUGUGUUUGGCUGUUGUCCUUGGCUGAAUUUGGUAGAUUGACAGAUUCCUUGUCAUUAAUUUUGCUGCGCUUUCCUUCUGAGGAAUGGAGUGAAUGCUAUGAACCCUAAAAAUCCAAAAAAAGAAAAAAGAAAAAAGAAAAAAGAAAGCAGUGUUUUCAAC
Molecule: messenger RNA, 873 nt
Organism: Rubroshorea leprosula
Lineage: Eukaryota; Viridiplantae; Streptophyta; Magnoliopsida; Malvales; Dipterocarpaceae
Source: the annotation of a GenBank genome assembly